AUGAAACUUAGCCGCUCAUUGUUGCUCGUUUUCCUCGCACUGGUCGCCCAGGCCGACGAGGUUGUUCGUCCGGAGUACACGCCGUUGGAGCUGCAAACAGACGCCUUUUUCGAGCAGUUUAACGAUUCGUGGGCUUCCAGAUGGAAGGCUUCCCACAGCAAGCGCGACAACAAUUUUGUUUAUAGAGGAGAGUGGAGUGUGGAGGAGCCCGUGGUGAACCCUGGUUUCAAGGGCGACAAGGGUCUGGUGGUGAAAACCGAGGCCGCGCACCAUGCAAUCAGUGCUGUGUUGCCUACCCCAUUCGAUAACACUGACAACACUCUGGUUUUCCAGUACGAGGUGAAGCUUCAAAAAGGUCUUGAGUGCGGAGGUGCGUACGUCAAAUUGUUAAGCGCCGAAGGGGGACCUUCUGACUCCAAGGAGUUCAACAACGACUCGCCUUACCAGGUCAUGUUUGGUCCUGACAAAUGUGGAAUGUCCAACAAGGUGCACUUCAUUAUCCGCAGAAAGAACCCGGUCACUGGUGAGUACGAGGAGAAGCAUCUUAAGACACCGCCAAUGGGAAGAGUCGUCAAGACCACCUCUUUGUACACUCUGAUCAUCAAGCCUAACCAGGACUUUGAGAUCCGGAUCAACGGUGAGGUUGCCAAGGCAGGCUCGCUGCUGGACUCGAGAUACUUCGACCUUACUCCUCCAAAGGAAAUUGACGACCCAAACGACGAAAAGCCAGCAGAUUGGGUUGAGGAUGAGAUGAUCCCUGAUCCAGAUGCCAAGAAGCCAGAGGACUGGGACGAGGACGCUCCGUACUUGAUUGUGGACCCGACCGCUUCCAAGCCGGACGACUGGGACGAGGACGCGGAGGCAUACAUUCCAGAUCCAGACGCUGUGAAGCCAGAGUACUGGGACGACGAAGAAGACGGAGAGUGGCUCGCACCAAAGAUUCCUAACCCAUUCUGUGAGGAGCACGGCUGUGGACCAUGGACGGCCCCAAAGAUCAGAAAUCCAGAGUACAAGGGUAAAUGGACUCCUGAGCUAAUUGAGAACCCAGCCUACAUUGGACCAUGGGCCCCAAGAAAGAUCGCCAAUCCAGAAUACUAUGAGGACCCAACACCGUCCAAUCUGGAGCCAAUUGGCGCAUUGGGAUUCGAGCUGUGGACCAUGACCGAUUCUAUUUUGUUCGACAACAUCUAUUUGGGCCACUCGAUCGAGGAAGCUGAGUUUAUCGGUAACAAGACGUUUGUUCCUAAAGUGGAGAUUGAGGAGCAAGUUGCGGCUUCGAACGCACCAAAAGCUCCGUUCGAGCCAGAAAAGCCUCAGGAAUUUGAUACCGACAAGUCGGUGAUCUCCGAUCUGUUCGACAAUGGUGUCGGAUAUCUGUCGAAGGUUUAUGCUUCGGGAAAGCUCUACUGGGCAGACUUCUUGGAAGAUCCAGCUCCAACUCUUUUGAACCGUCCAGGUGAGGCAUUUUUGUUUUCCUCUGUGGCCGUUGGAACUUUGACCACCAUCUUUGCUCUUUCUGCUACUCUCGUGAGUAUCGUGUCCAGUCUGGUGACGUCUCCUGCUCCUCAGCCAGUGAAGAAGACAGAAACCGCACCAAAGAUCGAGCUCAUUGACGAAAAAGCCACUGCUACCGAAUCCAAGAUCAACGAGACAGAGGCCGUGAAGAGAGGAUGA
Ogataea philodendri is the source of this 1674-nucleotide messenger RNA. RefSeq lists its product as uncharacterized. Gene Ontology annotation, molecular function: calcium ion binding. Gene Ontology annotation, biological process: protein folding. The transcript has a single exon. Bases 1 to 1674 code for a protein of 557 amino acids. Gene Ontology annotation, cellular component: endoplasmic reticulum membrane; endoplasmic reticulum. Lineage: Eukaryota; Fungi; Ascomycota; Pichiomycetes; Pichiales; Pichiaceae. The record is from RefSeq and is a predicted model, not a curated record.